GCGUCGCCGCGCGGGGCAGUGAUGGCGGCGGCGGGGCCGGGGGCGGCGGGCGCUGCCCGCGUCUCCAGCGGCCGCGACCUCAGCUGCGUCCCGGAGGUGGCGGGGGCCCUGGGGGCCGUGGCCCGGCAGGGGUUCGACUUUCUGUGCCUGCCGCUCUUCCACCCCCGGCACCGGCGGGAGUUCGGCCUGGAGCCGGCGCGGGGCCGGCCCGGACCCCAGACGCGCUCCGAUCUCCUGCUCUCCGGACGCGACUGGAACACCCUCAUCGUGGGGAAGCUCUCGCCCUGGAUCCGGCCCGACUCCCCGCUGGAUCACGUCCGCAGGAACUCGGAGGCUGCCAUGUUGCAGGAGCUGAAUUUCGGGGCGUACCUGGGGCUCCCCGCUUUCCUGCUGCCCCUGACGCAGGCGGAGAACCCCAACCUGGCACGGGUGCUCUGCGCCCAUCUCCACACCGGCCACCACAGCGCCAUGUUCUGGGUGCGGGUGCCCCUCCUGGCCCCCGAGGACGUGCGGGACGACCUGAUCGGGAACGAAGCGGUGCCCGAGGGGGGGCCCGAGGGGGCGGCCGAGGAGAAAACCUGGCUUUGGUGGCACAAUUUCCGCACCCUCUGCGACUACAAUAAGAGAGUGGGGGUUGCCCUGGAGGUGGGGGCGGACCUGCCGUCGGGGGCGGCCAUCGACCGGUCUGGGGAGCCGGUGAAGGCGGCCAUCCUCCCCACCAGCAUCUUCCUCACCAACAAGAAAGGCUUCCCCGUCCUCUCCCGCCUCCACCAGCGCCUCGUUUUCCGCCUUCUCAAGCUGGAGGUGCAGGUGGUGGUGGCCGGAGCCCCCCGGCACGGGGGGAAGCCGCUGGGCGCCUACCUGCAGUACCUGGAGCACCUGGGCCAGCACCGGCCCCCCCCCUCCGCCUACGAGCUCUUCGCCCGCGGCUACGAGGACUACCUCCAGUCCCCCCUGCAGCCCUUGAUGGACAACCUGGAGUCCCAGACCUACGAGGUGUUCGAGAAAGACCCAAUCAAAUACUCCCAGUACCAGCAGGCCAUCUAUAAGUGCUUGCUAGAUCGCGUCCCCGAGGAGGAGAAGGAUACCAACGUCCAGGUGGUGAUGGUGCUGGGAGCCGGGCGGGGGCCGCUGGUGAACGCCACGCUGCGGGCGGCGCGGCAGGCGGCCCGGCGCGUCCGUAUCUACGCCGUGGAGAAGAACCCCAACGCCGUCGUCACGUUGGAGAGCUGGCAGUACGAGGAGUGGGGGGCGCAGGUGACGGUGGUCCCCCGGGACAUGCGGGAGUGGCGAGCGCCCGAGGGGGCCGACCUGGUGGUCUCGGAGCUUCUGGGCUCCUUCGCCGACAACGAGCUCUCGCCCGAGUGCCUCGACGGGGCCCAGCACUGCCUCAAGGCGGAUGGGGUGAGCAUCCCCUGCACCUACACCUCCUUCCUGGCGCCCAUCUCCUCCUCCAAACUCUACAACGAGGUGCGGGCCUGCCGCGAGCGCGACCGCGACCCCGAGGCGCAGUUCGAGAUGCCCUAUGUCGUGCGGCUCCACAACUUCCACCAGCUGGCCCCGCCCCAGCCCUGCUUCUCCUUCCAGCACCCCAACCCAGACCCCACCCCAGGACAACAGCCGCUACCCGCCGCUUGUCCCUUCCGGGUGGAGGUGAACACCGUCCUCCAUGGCUUUGCCGGCUACUUCGAGACCACGCUCUACGGUGACAUCACACUCAGUAUCCGCCCCGAGACGCACUCACCGGGGAUGUUCUCCUGGUUCCCCAUCUUCUUCCCCAUCAAGCAACCGCUGGCGGUGCGGGCGGGCGAGGAGGUGUCGGUGGCCUUUUGGCGCUGCGCCACGCCCAAGAAGGUGUGGUACGAGUGGGCGGUCACCUCCCCCGCCUGUUCCGCCCUCCACAACCCCACCGGCCGCUCCUACACCAUCGGCCUCUGAGGGACGACACCGCAAUAAAGGCCUUGACUUUA
This is a messenger RNA of Harpia harpyja (harpy eagle), 1970 nucleotides long. RefSeq names its product protein arginine methyltransferase 5 (gene PRMT5). NCBI's taxonomy places the organism in Eukaryota, Metazoa, Chordata, Aves, Accipitriformes, Accipitridae. The record is from RefSeq and is a predicted model, not a curated record. Gene Ontology annotation, biological process: peptidyl-arginine N-methylation; regulation of DNA-templated transcription. Gene Ontology annotation, cellular component: nucleus; cytosol.